Molecule: messenger RNA, 1074 nt
Organism: Cotesia glomerata
Lineage: Eukaryota; Metazoa; Arthropoda; Insecta; Hymenoptera; Braconidae
Exons: 2
Coding region: 280-1074 (264 amino acids)
Source: RefSeq, a predicted model, not a curated record
AGAGGCUUCAUCGAUGACUGUAAUUAGUAAGAUUCAAAUUUUAAUAUAUCAAUUAGAUCGAUAAACUAGGGAUAACAAUUAUCGACUUACCUAUAGCCAGUAAACUAGAUGCUAUAAGCUAGUAUGUUUUGAUUAAAAGUGCGGCUUUUUCAUUUUGAGAUCUAAAACAUAACCUAUAAAUCUUUUGUGCAAUCUAGUGUUUUAUAAAAGAUUGUCAUUACAUUUGUUAUAUAAAUAAAUAAUUUCUCUAGUUUAUAAGCGCUUUUUUAAUUUGUCUUUAUGGCGUCAAAAAAGGUAUUUGAUCGGUGUUGUAAUCCUUUUGAGUUGGAAUCUCAUUUUAAAAAAAUUGGUUUACGUCCGGCGACUGAUAUUAUGAAAGUAACGUUAGGAUUAGAUGAUAAUUAUUUAUUAUGCAGUUCAUGUCGGAAAAAAGCUUCAGAGUUAGUGAAGCAACAAACAAAUGCUCGUAAUGAUCCUAGUGCUGAUGUAAGUGACCGUGAAGACAACUAUAGUGACAAUAAUGACAACAAUGAUCAGGCUGAUAAUGAUAGUAAUACAACUGCCACGGAUCUCCCAUUAUCCUUAUCAUUCCGUUCCAUGUCAUUUGAUAGCGAACCCAAAGCAUCACAAUCAAGCUCAGGAUCCCAAGUUAGCGCUGCAACUCAAUUACCCGUAAUAAACCAUGUAUUAGAAUUGUUAAAUCAAUCACCGAUUCCAUCGAAGAAAUUGAAUGAUAAUCAAUUUUUGAACAAUAAAAUAAAUCGGGUAUCCGACAGCUUGAAAAAAGUUUUGCUUUCUUCUUCAGAUGAAGAAUCGAUUGAUGACGAUGGUGAAAAUUUUCGCUCUCUAAUUAAAAUGUUGUAUGAUAAAUUCAACGAUAAAGAAACUGAUAAGUCUUUGAAAAUACAAAUUUUAACAUUAUUACCUGUAAAAUGGAGUGAGAGACGUAUUUGUGAAACUAUGAAUACAUCAAGACAUUUGUCAAGAGUAGCAAAAAAUUUGGUUGAAGAAACGGGUUUACUUUCUACACCUGAAUCGAAAUUAGGUAUGGGUAGCGUAAAAUCGAUGUUUUAA